Molecule: messenger RNA, 822 nt
Organism: Trichosporon asahii var. asahii CBS 2479
Lineage: Eukaryota; Fungi; Basidiomycota; Tremellomycetes; Trichosporonales; Trichosporonaceae
Exons: 2
Coding region: 1-822 (273 amino acids)
Source: RefSeq, a predicted model, not a curated record
AUGAGCUCCAAGUCCGCAGCGACCGAGGCGCAGAACGGCUGGACCGCCGUCCCCGUCGACCCGGCCAAGAUCCUCCACGGCAAGGAAUAUGUGCACGCACCUGAGCCGCUCGAUAUCAGUGACAUCCCCUGGCCCAAGUCGGACGUCGUCGACAAGAUCCACCAGAUCUGCAAGGACAAGCUGCCUGAGAAGGUGUACAACCACUCUAUGCGCGUCUAUUACUACUCUCUGGUCGGGCUACCCUCUACUCAUGCGCAGACCCGUGCGAUUCGGCUCGCACCGCUCAACACUGCUCGUCUGCACGCGGCGCUCGCAUCACUCAGGCUAACAGCAGGCUACGCCAUCACGACCCAGCAGUUCCGCACCACGAUCUCCCUCGACACGCUUGCCCUCGCGUCGCUGCUCCACGACAUUGGCGCAACACCUGCCAACAUGCACUCGACGCGCAUGUCCUUUGACCUGUACGGCGGCAUCCUGGCGCUGAACAUGAUCAACGAAUCGGGCGGUGACAAGGACCAGGCCGAAGCCGUGUCCGAGACCGUCAUCCGGCACCAGGAUCUCGGCACAGAGGGCAACAUCACGUUGCUGGGGCAGGUGAUCCAGCUCGCCACGCUUUACGACAACAUUGGCGCUCACCCUGGCAUCAUCCACGAGAAGACUAGGGAGAGCGUGAACGACAAGUUCUCCCGCGAGGGGUGGCUCGGCUGCUUUGCGGAGACUGUCGAGGAGGAGAUGCGCAUCAAGCCCUGGUGCCACAGCACUCACGUCAAGGACUUUGCGAAGACUAUCCGCGGGUGCGAGUACUGGAAGCAGUAUGGCUAG